AUGCGGCCUCAAUCUGGAGCGGCUCUCACGCUGCUGGCUGUGGUGAUUGAUACAGUCACAGGGAAAUGCAAUUCGUGGCAGACUCAGGUCAAUAUAUCCAUUUGUAACUGGCAAGGCCUUCGAGCCAACAUCAUUCGCGACACAAUCUACAUAGACGGAGGGGAGCUAUGGUUACAGCAAGGAUAUUCGGAUGGUUGUGUGAAUUAUGUCAAUGAUGGCAACCUGCAGGGUUCUAUCUAUUCUUUGAACCUUACUACCCCUUUCAACACCAGUUCGAACUUCAUGGACGUUCUUACCAACACGUCUAUCGCCGGUGGGGCCGCCAACAACAUAGCACCAGGCUAUGUCGAGGGCGCCAUGUUCGCCAACCAUGACGGGGGCAUGCUCCGUCUCACAAAUAGUACCGAAUCACCGCCCGAUAAUACAGUCCUCGGGUAUGAGGCCUACCAGUAUGCGGUGCUUCCGUUUCCGUCCCCUAGUGAGGAUAUAGGCUUCCUCUUCAGCGGUAUGCGCGCCUCACACUGGGGCUCCUUCACCUACGAUGGGAUGGAAUCCAACAUGACAGCCGACACACUUAUCUCUGUCAACCUGAAGGUGAUGCGAAAUGAAGAAUGGACCAACAAUACCCUUCCAAGUUAUGUUCCCGGUCGUGCUGGUGCCGAGGUGGUCUGGGUUCCUGUAUCUGAAUCUGGAGUCUUAGUGGCCAUUCGCGGAGUAGUUGACCCUGUCGAGCUCUGGCGAGAUACUGGGCUGGACCCGUCACAAACAACACUCAACAAGAAGAUCAGCCCAUUUUUCAUGGAGACGGUCUCUGUCUACGACGUUGAUGGUCAGAAAUGGUAUCUGCAAAAUACGACGGGUGAGGUGCCUCCACAACUCACCCAGUUCUGCUCGGUUCUUGCCAGUGCCAAUGAUGGUUCAUCACAUAAUGUCUACAUUUACGGUGGGUACAAUGGUUACGAGUAUGACUCAGUUCCAUCAGAUGAUGUUUAUAUAUUGUCUUUGCCCUCUUUCAAGUGGAUCAAGGCUUACAGCGGGACCACAAUACACGGCCGCAGUGGGCACCGAUGUAUCAAGGUAUAUCCGAAUCAGAUGCUUGCUAUUGGAGGCCUGCAUGUCGACCCAACGAACUGUGUAGAUGGCGGCAUCAUUGUGAACUUCAACCUCAAUACUUUAGUUUUCCAGAGUACUUAUGACCCUGCGGAAUGGAAUGAGUACAAAGUGCCGGAUAUAUUGAUAGCAGAGAUUGGCGGGAGAACCAGCAUAACCACGGAAAACAAGCAAGGCAGCAAAAUCCCUUCAUGGGCUGCCGCAAUCAUCGCUCCACAGCCCGCACCAGCCGAGGAACCAAAACCUACUGACACCGAAGAUCACAAACUUACGGACGAAAGAGGUGCAAUUUCCCCAAGGCCCGGCCCGCCAUCCCACUCCACAGGCGUGGAGACUACACAAAACUCGAGCAUAUCGGCAGCAACUCCCGUCACUGUGGAAUCAGGAGGAGAUGCCAUCUAUGAGAUCCAGGAUUCUUCUCCCGUCGAGCUGCCAUCCCCAUAUAAUAUAUCAUCUGAUUUUCUGAACGCACCUUUACAACCCAGUUCAGCCUAUAGCGGACAGUCCCUCAUCCCACCAGAGACUCCUGGGUUUAAUUCUGGAACAUCUUCGAUAUUUUUCACUAGCCGUUGGCGCCCGUUAUCUCUACCGAUCACGAGGCCACAAGGGCUGUCAAUCACUCCGAUGGUGGGAGGCCAAGGCUCGUAUUUCUCUGAUAAGUUCAAUAGCGCAAACUUGCUGCACAGCCGGCAUGUAUCUGAGGUCUCGGAGAAAAGCGGUGUUUUGAAGGGUAGGGAUGAGACGAGACGCAUUCCGGGCAGCAAUACGAUCCACGAGAAGGAAUAG
Molecule: messenger RNA, 1896 nt
Organism: Penicillium maclennaniae
Lineage: Eukaryota; Fungi; Ascomycota; Eurotiomycetes; Eurotiales; Aspergillaceae
Product: Kelch repeat-containing protein
Exons: 9
Coding region: 1-1896 (631 amino acids)
Molecular function (GO): protein binding
Source: RefSeq, a predicted model, not a curated record